This is a messenger RNA of Apis dorsata (giant honeybee), 1475 nucleotides long. RefSeq names its product small glutamine-rich tetratricopeptide repeat-containing protein alpha-like. Gene Ontology annotation, biological process: post-translational protein targeting to endoplasmic reticulum membrane. The coding region runs from base 453 to 1352 and encodes 299 amino acids. Gene Ontology annotation, cellular component: TRC complex; membrane. The record is from RefSeq and is a predicted model, not a curated record. NCBI's taxonomy places the organism in Eukaryota, Metazoa, Arthropoda, Insecta, Hymenoptera, Apidae. The transcript has 4 exons. Gene Ontology annotation, molecular function: molecular adaptor activity; protein binding.
AUUGCGCCAGCGCAAUUCCAACCAAAGCAUUGAACUUUAAUUUCUACAAAAAGAGACUUAAAACAAAAUCAAAUAACAUAAAAAUCAUUACGUGAGAAUACAAGCAAUUAAAUGGUGUAGUUGCAAAUAUUUUCAGAACAAUAAUAAUAUUCUACGACGAAUUCUGUAGUCAACGCAAUACGAAGUGUAAAGGUUUUCCUUUUUUGUGAAGUAGAAGCCAUCGUAACACAUUGAAGUUUCUUCGUUGUUGCUGUGUAACACUACUCUUAAAGUUUUAAGGUAUAUUCAAGUACAGAAAGUGUUUUUUUAAUUUCAAAAAGAUUAAAAACAUUUUAAAUUAUCUCUUAAAAUGAAACUGUCAGGGUAUCAUUUUGUUAUUGGACAACUUUUAUUCGUCUCUAAUUAAUUGCAAACAAUUCAUAAUUUGUAUAUAAAUUUCCUUCAAGGCAGUAAUGGCUGUCAAGGGGCUAAUAGCAGCAAUUGUUCAAUUUUUAACUCAACAAUUAGAAGAAGGUGAUAUUACAGCAGAUUCUCGAGAAAGCCUUGAAGUAGCGAUACAAUGUUUAGAAAGUGCUUAUAAUGUACAAGCAUCAGAUACUCCAACAAAUUUUAACUUAUACGAAGUUUAUAAGUCUUCCGUAGAAAAUGCAAAACCUUGUUUAGCUCCAGAAGCUACUCCAGAAGCAAAAGCUGAAGCUGAAAGAUUAAAAAAUGAAGGAAAUACUCUCAUGAAGGCUGAAAAACAUCAUGAAGCUCUUGCCAAUUAUACAAAAGCAAUUCAAUUAGAUGGUCGUAAUGCUGUGUAUUAUUGUAACCGUGCUGCAGCAUAUAGUAAAAUUGGCAAUUAUCAACAAGCAAUUAAUGAUUGUCAUACUGCAUUGUCCAUUGAUCCCUCGUACAGUAAAGCAUAUGGACGUUUAGGUUUAGCAUAUUCCAGCUUGCAAAGACAUAAAGAGGCUAAAGAAAGCUAUCAGAAAGCUUUAGAAAUGGAACCUGAUAAUGAAAGUUAUAAAAAUAAUUUACAAGUAGCAGAAGAAAAAUUAGCUCAACCAAGCAUGAGUAAUAUGGGAUUAGGUGGAAGUGCAUUACCAGGCAUGGAUCUUAGUUCACUCUUGAGUAAUCCUGCUCUUAUGAACAUGGCUCGUCAAAUGUUAUCCAAUCCAGCUCUACAAAAUAUGGUGAGCAAUUUUAUGAGUGGACAAGUUGAACAGGGAGGACAUAUGGAUGCUCUUAUAGAAGCUGGUCAACAUUUUGCACGACAAUUACAAAAUGCUAAUCCUGAAUUAAUUGAAUCUUUAAGACGACAAAUGGGAGGAAAUCCAAAUGAUCCAGAUCCACCUCAACAAAAUUAAAAACUAUGAUUAUGAUACAUUUUAAUGAUUUUACAUGAAAUGGAAAUAAUCAAAUUUAAUUGGAACAUAUACAUAAUUAAAAAGCAGUGUGUAUCAUUUUCUAAUAUGAAAAAGUGAAAAAUU